CGUGGCUGAUGGGCCUUGUGUUUGUCUUUCAAGCUGAUCAGUGGCGGUUCGAUUGUCAGUGCCGAGGCAGUAUGGGAUCACGUCACCAUGGCCAACCGGGAGUUGGCGUUUAAAGCGGGAGACGUUAUCAAGGUGCUUGAUGCCUCCAACAAGGACUGGUGGUGGGGACAGAUCGACGAUGAAGAGGGCUGGUUUCCGGCCAGCUUUGUAAGGCUCUGGGUCAACCAAGAAGAUGGAGUUGAAGAAGGCACAAGUGAAGUACAGAAUGGACACUUGGAUCCAAAUGCCACUGACUGCCUCUGUCUUGGGAGAACCCUCCAGAACCGAGACCAGAUGAGAGCCAAUGUCAUUAAUGAAAUCAUGAGUACGGAGCGCCACUAUAUCAAACAUCUGAAGGACAUCUGUGAGGGUUAUUUAAAGCAGUGUCGGAAGAGAAGAGACAUGUUCAGUGAUGAGCAGCUGAAGAUCAUCUUUGGCAACAUUGAAGACAUCUACAGGUUUCAGAUGGGCUUUGUAAGGGACUUGGAGAAGCAGUACAACAAUGAGGACCCUCAUCUCAGUGAAAUAGGACCAUGUUUUCUAGAGCAUCAAGAUGGAUUCUGGAUCUACUCCGAGUACUGUAAUAACCACUUGGAUGCAUGCAUGGAGCUUUCCAAAUUAAUGAAAGACGGCAGGUACCAGCACUUCUUCGAAGCUUGCCGUCUCCUGCAGCAGAUGAUUGACAUCGCCAUAGAUGGUUUCCUGUUGACCCCUGUCCAGAAGAUCUGCAAGUACCCUCUGCAGCUUGCAGAACUGCUCAAGUACACGGCACAGGAUCACAGUGAUUACCGGUACGUGGCCGCUGCGCUUGCUGUCAUGAGGAACGUGACCCAGCAGAUCAACGAGCGGAAGAGGAGACUGGAGAACAUAGACAAGAUCGCUCAGUGGCAGGCGUCCGUCCUGGAUUGGGAGGGAGAGGACAUUUUGGACCGCAGCUCUGAGUUGAUCUACACGGGAGAAAUGUCGUGGAUAUAUCAGCCUUACGGACGAAGCCAGCAGCGCGUCUUCUUCCUUUUUGAUCACCAGAUGGUUCUUUGCAAAAAGGAUCUGAUAAGAAGAGACAUCUUGUACUACAAAGGACGGAUUGACAUGGACCGCUAUGAGGUUUUGGAUAUCGAAGAUGGACGGGAUGACGACUUCAACGUGAGCAUGAAGAAUGCUUUCAAGCUACAUAACAAGGAGACGGAGGAAAUGCACUUGUUUUUUGCCAAGAAGCUGGAAGAGAAACUGAGGUGGCUCAGAGCUUUCCGCGAGGAGAGAAAGAUGGUGCAAGAAGAUGAGAAGAUAGGCUUUGAAAUUUCUGAGAACCAGAAACGACAAGCAGCCAUGACCGUAAGAAAAGUCAGUAAGCAGAAAGGCGUCAGCUACUCCCGAUCCGUUCCUCCGACAUACCCACCUCCCCAGGAGCCACUAAAUCAGGGACAAUACUUGGUCACCGAUGGCAUAGCCCAACCGCAGGUCUAUGAGUUCACCGAACCGAAACGCAGCCAGUCACCUUUCUGGCAAAACUUCAGCAGGUUAACGCCAUUCAAAAAAUAAUAUAUAGAGCGAAGGGGGAGAGUUUUAAAAUAAAAUUUAAAAAAAAAUUAAAAAAUUAAUAAAAAAUAUAUUUAUAGAUGGACCUUUUUUGGAGAAGCACUGUUGAAACUUAACAUUAUAUAUAUAUAUGAAUGAAAUUUCAUAUAUAUAUAGAUAGAUAGAUACAUAGAUAGAUAGAUAUAUAUGAAUGAAAUUUUGAAGGACCAAAAACAUUUUUUGUUAUACUUGUUUUAGGGGGGAAAAAACCAGUAUCUGCUGCAUUAUUUUAGGAAGCACCAAGUAUUUCGAAUCAUGUAACUUUCUUUCUUUUGGCAUCAUUGGAAAUGUUGUUAAAAUUUGUUCUUGAAGGGUUGUUUUUUUUUUUUUUGCUACAGAAAUGGUGUUCCAGAAUGAUUCAUAUUUUGCCUUGUGCUCUGCCUAUGACAGGCUCCAUCCAGGACCAGGGAGGUGCAUAUUUGUUUUGAGAUUUCAUUUACAGACACUGUCUUCUAAAAGCAUCUGGGUGCGGGGAGAGGUGUUUAAACCCCUUCCUCUCCUAUAUCCCUUUCUCUCCGAGCGCCCUGGAUGGAGCCUGUCAGAGACCCAGGGAGAGAAAGAUCGAAUUCUCAUUUGUUCCUCUGGAAAGAGCUUGGCUGGAGCAACUACCUCGCCAGCAAUGAAUGUCCAGGAUUGGUUCAGUUUGGUUGUUGGGAAUGAGCUGCACUUUGUGCCCCAAAUUCUUUGGUUCUGAUCCAAUGCUCCUCUGUACUGUGCCACUGAUCCUUGUGUUGCUUUAAAUGCAGCGGUAGAGGAACGCCAGCUCUGCAGUUCUUCCGCCCUGCAAAUUCUCUGGAAAAGAGGGGGUUGCAGCCCAGAAGCACACAGGCAACUGUAUCCGACUGUGGGGUGGGAAGAGAGAUUAUAUGAAUUUUUAUUAUGCAAGAAAGUAUGCCUUUGGCUGCUGCUGCAGCAGUCUUUUUAAUUGCAAUCACCUCCUUUUCUUCCAUUCCCCUGUAAUGCCAAUUAAGUCAUUCCCCGUUUCAGUUACACAUUAUUUGGGGGUUUUGAUCCAUUUCAUUUGAAUUUUUGGGUGGUGAUGGGGGCAGAACGCAUUGCAAAAGCCUUUCCUGCAUCGUUUCAAAGAAUUUAUGGAAAGUCUACCUUUCCCAGCUGAUUCUGCUUCUCAGAAUCCUGGUCAGUUGGCCCCCUUGAGUGCUCCUAAGAUUGGGGCCAACAUCCAAGCGUACCCUAGGCCAGUAACGAUGAGCUUUUGGUUUGGGGGGAUGGUUGGCUCCAUAAUCCCAAAGCUUAUCCUUAUGGGAAAUGCAGCAUAUUUAAACGAAGUCAGCUCCUUUGCAAAAGAUGCCUUUUUGCGAGCAUCCUUUGGAGGACCACACGAAAUGUCAGAAACUGGUAGUCAAAGAGGCUUGGGGGUGGGUGGGGGGAGUAUAGCCAGAUUGUAGCCAUUGCUCAGCAAACAGGCAACGCUGCCAAGGAAUCCCCAGUUUUGAGAGUUUUGCCUCUUAACUCACCUGCUGUGGCCCAAACGGGAUAAAACUACCCAAAUAUUUAACCCCAGCCCCCCCCCAGGACUCUUACAUCAUAAAAUAUAUACUGAGGGAGAAGUUGCGUGCAGUCCCAUUUCUGUGCCCUAUAGAAUGUACUUUUUUUAAAAAAGAAAAUAUAUUUAUGCAUAGAGUCAGGAGACCUUAUACCAUCCCAGUCAAAUGAUUGUCCAGUCUAUUUUUGAAAAGCUCCAGUGAUUUUCCAACAUUGCAUUCUCUCAAUUAUAUUGCACUGUCUCAGAAUAAAAGAGUUGGGAGGGACCUUGGAGGUCAUCUAGUCCAACCCCCUGCUCAGGCAGGAGGCCCUAUGCUAUUCCAAACAAAUGGCUGUCCAGUCUCUUCUUAAAAACCUGCAGUGUUGA
Molecule: messenger RNA, 3484 nt
Organism: Crotalus tigris (Tiger rattlesnake)
Lineage: Eukaryota; Metazoa; Chordata; Lepidosauria; Squamata; Viperidae
Gene: ARHGEF9
Product: Cdc42 guanine nucleotide exchange factor 9
Exons: 9
Coding region: 88-1578 (496 amino acids)
Molecular function (GO): protein binding; guanyl-nucleotide exchange factor activity
Source: RefSeq, a predicted model, not a curated record